UUAAUAGCUAAAUUAGUAAACCAAACGCGGAAAAUAAACGAAACAAACGCGGAAACAAAAUUACAAGAAGAUCAAUUAGUGAUUUUACAGUUAAAAAAAAGCAAUAAAACUCAGAAACCCUUUCACAUGUAUGUAUAAGAAGAAUCUAAAACUUUCCCACUUCCACCAAUUUGAGUUUUGAAACAUUUACGGCUCGACAGAAAAGAAGACGCCAUUAUAUUUUAACAGAGAGAAAUCAAAGAGACAAAAGCCACGAUCCGCCAUAGCUGUUUUUGAGAUCGAUCCCCACCAAAGGAGCCUAGCCUAAAUCAUGCCUUCAGGUGCUAAGAAAAGGAAAGCUGCCAAGAAAAAGCAAGAGGAAGAACAACAACAACAAGGAUCUUCUACUCUAAUCAACCUCAAAUCCAACAACCAUGGUUUUUAAUUCUUUUAACACCCCAUAAUCUCACUACUACUUUCUUCUUUUUGCCUUUUUCUUCUUGUUGUUGUCUCUCUGUAUCUCUCAAUUAUUCACUCACACCACACACGUUUAGGCCACCUUUCUUGUUUGUUUAUAUAUUUGCUUCGCUUUAAAUCUGAGUUUUUUUUUAACUUUGUUCUCUGUAUAGUUUCUUCAAGUUUUGAUUUUUAUGGUUUUGUGCUCAUUGAUCUAAACAAAUGGAUUCGAGAAGCCAAGGUGACAAGGAGAGCGAUGAUGGUGUUAAUGAACGCAUAGAGAUCACUGAUUCAAGCCAUGAUCAUGACAAGAGCUCUAGUAGCAGCAGUAGUAGUAGCAGCAGCAGCAGCAGCUCCAGCUCGGAUGAUGAGUCACGGGAAGUCAAGAAGAUAGAUGAUGAUAAGAAGACUGGUGAUGAUGUUUCUGAAGUUAUUACUGUGAGUUCUGUGCCAAUUCAACCUGUGCCUAUUGCUGCAGAUGCUCCGUUUAUGGGAUUUACUGCUAAUGCGAUUGUAGAGAAUACUGGUUUGAUGGAUUCAGCUGUGCCGAAUGAUCCCGAAUCUGGAGAACUGGUUGAGAUCUCGCAUGUUGAUACAAUAGUCUCAAACGAGGCUGAUGAUAAUUCUUUGCCUAAAGCAACUGAGAUUGCUGCUGAAGUUGCUCUUGCAUUUGAUGAGAUUAGGCAGACGUCUUCAGGUGCUACUGACUCUGAUGUGAAAGAAAAUGAGGGAAAAACUUCGCCUCUUCCAGAAUCCAACGGUGUUCCUGAAGGCAACAUAGAGUCUAAUGUUGUCAUUUCUCAUGAGGAAGAGGCUCCCAUCUUGAUACCAACACAUGGAAUUGCGAAAAGAACCUCAUGGUUUAGUUGCUGCGGCUUGUUUGAUGUGGUCACAGGAUCCAGUAGAUAAACUCAGAAACAGUGUGUUGCCUACAAAUUGGAAGCUGCAGAAGUGUUAUAGCGGCGAAGAAUUAUCGGUUUCCUCUCUCGAUCACCUGUGAAAAUUCAGUAACUUGAUGAAUGAAUGUCUCUCAAAUCACAAAUUUUCUCAAAUGAUAGAGUACUCAUCUUCUAGUAAUAUUCAGAACAGAUAUGCUUACAAUUUCUGCUCUUUAUAUAUGUCCUUACCAAGUUCUUUUUAGUUUUUCAUUCUGUCAUUCGUUUUGAUAUGUACCAUUUUCUUGUCUGUUAUUGUUUCGUUCUCUCAGCUUAUGAGACUUUGAGACUGUUUAAUAUAGAUAUUUGCUUCAUACAUGACCGGUAUUUUAAAAUUAAUAUAUCUAUAUAUGCCACAAAUUGGAUUCGUGUUAGUAACACGGUGUUACACACGGUUUCCACAUUUCUUGCAGAUACAGUUGAUGGA
Arabidopsis thaliana (thale cress) is the source of this 1797-nucleotide messenger RNA. RefSeq names its product suppressor. The record is from RefSeq and is marked reviewed. Bases 658 to 1344 code for a protein of 228 amino acids. The transcript is spliced from 4 exons. Lineage: Eukaryota; Viridiplantae; Streptophyta; Magnoliopsida; Brassicales; Brassicaceae.